This is a messenger RNA of Archocentrus centrarchus (flier cichlid), 7099 nucleotides long. It is a transcript of the gene ubtd1b, whose product is annotated as ubiquitin domain containing 1b. The record is from RefSeq and is a predicted model, not a curated record. Gene Ontology annotation, molecular function: protein binding. Lineage: Eukaryota; Metazoa; Chordata; Actinopteri; Cichliformes; Cichlidae. Bases 648 to 1385 code for a protein of 245 amino acids. The transcript is spliced from 4 exons.
AAAAAGUUCGGUGGCGCUAGCAGACCGCCGCUGGUCACCUUUUACCAGUGAAGUGAGGAGUAUUGUUUGGAGGAUUUAAAGGAAAGACUGCAACGAGAGCGUCAGAGAGCUGAAGCACACCUUCGCAGGGCGGACACGGGGAGACUGUAAAGACCGGCUGCGGUUAUGGGAGAGGGAACAUGCGGGAAAUGAGCUCGUGUGCGCGGAAGUUUGUGUUUACUUGCGCUGUGGUAGCUAGCGUUCUGGCCCUGUUAGCCUGUUAGCGAGAAAGGUGCGCUCCGUUUGAACGGGUUAGCAGCAACAUUUACAACUCAGCCCAGCUUAACGAGCGCGGUAGACAGUGGAAACAUGCUGGCCGUUUCCUAAAACUAACAACGAGCCGGGGGCAGGUGCUGCGGAUUGCUCAGACUCUUGGCACAUCGGUGCGGGCCACGAACUGUGAACUCUGAAGUUACUCGCAAAGAGGACACUUGAGACAUAAUCUCAACCUAUAGAUUAGCAUAACGUGAUUUAAACAGUAACUGCCACCGUCACUGCGGUUACGAAUGACCCAUCUUCUACAUCGGACCUAGUUCGUCGUCCUUGUCCGCAAUGGGGCCCCUGUUUGGCUGCUAAGACCCGUGGAAACGACCUGGAGCCCGUUAACGAUGGGGGGAUGUAUGGGAAGAUACUUGGAAGGCUGGGAAGAAUCACAGAGCCGAGGCUCGUCCAGGAACGGUGGACGAGGAGGACGUAAUGAGCCUCUGAAAAAAGAUCGUCCUAAGUGGAAGAGCGAUUACCCAAUGACGGAGGGCCAGCUACGGAGCAAGCGGGAUGAAUUCUGGGACACAGCUCCGGCCUUUGAGGGGCGGAAAGAGAUCUGGGAUGCUCUGAAAGCAGCUGCUGUGGCGCUGGAGUGUAACGACCACGAAUUAGCCCAGGCUAUAGUGGACGGAGCCAGUAUCACACUGCCACAUGGUACUCUGACAGAGUGUUACGAUGAACUUGGGAACCGCUACCAGCUGCCCGUCUACUGCCUGGCGCCACCCAUUAACCUCAUCUCAGAGCGCAGUGAUGAGGACCCCAGCGACAGCCCUGAACCCCCAGUAGCAUCCAAGAAGGAAUUCCAGCUCAAGGUGCGGCUGUCCACAGGAAAGGACCUGCGUCUCAGUGUCAGCAUGGUGGACACCAUAGGUCAGCUGAAGAAGCAGCUGCAAGCCCAGGAAGACAUCGAUGCUGCCCACCAGCGCUGGUUCUUCUCCGGAAAGCUGCUCACGGACAAGACGCGGCUGCAAGACACUAAGAUCCAGAAGGACUUUGUGAUCCAGGUCAUCGUCAACCCGCAGGCACUCCAAGCCCCCAAACCGUCGACGACAACCACCGCCUCCUCACCUGUACCUGAAUAACUGAGGACAAAGAGGGACUGAUGGAGGAGCGAUGCAGUCUAUGAAGGACCAGAGGUGCCUCCCGAUGCUGGAUAACUUGUUCUUCUUGACAACAGCUACUGUUACUGAAAGGAAAAAUAAAACUGUGAGGGGUACAAAACUACUUUGGAGCAAACAAAAAACACACAAGGGAGGAACUCAAAAGUGCUGCUUUUAUUUUUUUAAUCUUACCUAUGUGUGUUUUUUGUGUCUGCUGAGUUGUUCCAGUCACAACACGAACCAGAGAUGCUCGUCAUCUUUGCAAAUCAAAGCAGAGCUCCUCGUGCCGGCGCGCGGCCUUUUCUUAGCCACAUACAAAAUGUGCACAUCUGAGCGGCACAUGCAGACUCUGCCUUUGCCCUUUAGCCUGCUAGCAGAGUGCCAACAGAGGAAUCGCAGAGGCGUCGGUUGUAGAGCAUAUUUUUACUAUGACACUCAUAAACUCUGCACGGUUGCUCUUUCUCUUCCACAGAAACAGGAGAGGAAGGCAGGAAAUGCCGUGCUGAACCUUCUUUUUUUCUCUUCUUUCUCUUAUUGAGGAAAUAAUGUAAACUGGGCUUUUUUGCACAUUUAAAGAUUAGUACUUUUGUGGUAGUUUGUGUGCCUUCUACAAGACAAAAAAAAGGGUUAAGCACCUGCAAGUUUGACUGCUAGGCUAUUUUUUUAGAUUCAGGAACCCUUAGAUCAAUCUAAGCUAUAAGUGUUGCCUUUUUUUCUUUCUUUCUUUCUUUUAAAAGAUGUUUUAAGUCUUGCAGACAAAACAGGAUGGUUGUGUAUGUGUGUGGGGGUGCAAGAAGAUUAUGAAACUGACCUAUAUGAUGCAUUGAGAGACGAGGCUGGGGUAAAAGUCAUAGCUUAAGUCGCUCAUGCCAUUUAUUUAUCAGAAAGAGGAAUUCCCAUGGAAAAGGUGUUGUCUUAACUGCUGCAUUACUGACUCCGUAGUGACACCCUGACCAGCAGGAGGGGGCAGCACAGGCCUUAUAUAAUCACUUCAGUUGCUUAUAGUUGUUUUUUUUCUUUCCACCACUUGAUGAAUGUAAAUCCAGCCCUUUGGAUGUCACGUUUUCUUCACCAGCAUGCAGACGGUUUGAUGUGGAGCGGUGAGCGAAAGCAAAGAGCCGAAAGCUGAUUUUCGGUGAGACCGGCCGCACUGGUGACCCCUGCAUGUCGUACCUGCUGCUGUUAAAGCGGCCGUGUGAUGCCUUCUGCGGAUCGGGAAGGCAGCUUUAUUAAUGAGAUGAUGAGAUAUGAAACUGGAGGUGUGGCAUUUGGUCUUAAGCAUGCAGGGAAAGACAGCUGCUUUAUGGGAAACCUGUUGGCACUUGGUAGCUCGUACUAAUACUGCUGGAGUUUCCAUUUAACAGGCUUUAAUAUAAUCAUAUUGCAUAGAUUUGACUGGAAAAGAAACCAAACCCAAACUGGUGCUUGAGGCAAUAACGUCUUUGAUGUGGCGGCUUUCCUGUAAGCCGGUGUAGAUGCGGAGAACAAGGAGAGAUUACCUCGAGUUUGUUUGUCUGGCUCGGUUUCACACUGAGCAGUGAAGUACUGCCUGUUUUCUUUACAUCAUAGCACAUCUGUUAGUGUUCAUGCCCGGACUCUAACCGACUCUCAAAGAGCAACAAUAAUUGUUUAGAGGGCAAAGAGCCAUCAGCUUCGUCACCAGCCGCAGUGGUCGCCAGAGGAAACAAACACGUGAGAUGUGAUAUCUGCACAUAAAUCCGCACAAUUUGUAGACGAGCUGCAAGAUCUUUGGUAGUGGAACAUUUCUGCUUUUCAUUUGUAGCUGCUAGAAGUCGGAGUUCCCUUUACCAAUCACCUUUUAGCAGACUUUGUUUGCAUGGAUAAAGUAGCAUGUGUGGAGAGCAAAAGAGGGAUUGCAGUCCUUAAACCACUGGCUAUCAUCUGACAACUAUUUAGCUCUUUUUUUUUUUCUUUUCUUUUUUUAAAAAUUCAUCAAUGUUCAUAAAUGAUGACUAGUGCACAAAAUAGGAAGUUGAAGCUUGGCUGAUGCUGGAAUGCCUGAAAAAUUGAACAUUGUCCCCAGAGGAUAGGCUAUCAGAUAGUAGCUAAUGGACUCCCAGACUGGCGAGCCACAAACUGGCAGCUCCUCGAUGUUCCCCUCCAGUCUGACAGUCUGAAUACAUGUUAGAUCUCUGUGGCUAUAUUCACACUGGAGCGCAGUCUCAAGAUGAUUUUGCCUGAAUGAUAUCCAUGGAUCACUCGGUAUGUAAGACAUCAUGCUUUACACAAUUAUCCUGUCUUGUAUUUACAGUCGGAGGCAUUAUGAGACUGCUUUCCUGAGCAGUGUGUUUGCACACAAGUCCUCUCAGUUCAUCUGACGCGUGUAGGAGGAAAAAGGAGGAACCUUAAAAUGUAAAUAAGUUUGAAAUAAAUUUUAAAAACAAUUGACAUGAUAUUUACCCACUGCAGAGUACACACGGCUGAUUUUGCUCAGUUCAGACGUAGCCACGUCGAGUCAUUUUGUGGAAUAUUUCACACUUAAAGUUUUUAUUGUUCUAUUUCUGCACUCAAAGGAGGAAAGCCAAAAACACGAGAGCACUGUGUGCGUCGGUUCUGGGUCGUGUUGCAGAAUAACACUUCGCCUCGUUCUCUCUGUUUUCACUCACCGCUCCUGUCACACCGUCAUCCUGCAGCACCAUCAUGGAAGGUAUAAAACUGACCUGAGCCACAGCAGCAGCUCGUCACUUCAAGAAGGUGUUCCUUCUUUCCCGUCUCACCACUUCUCAGCCUUGUGGUUCAUUAAGUUGUAUCUGUUUUAAGGAUGUUUCUUUUUGUGUGUGUGUGUGUUUUUCUUCAGCCUUCGCUUGUGGUUCUUUAAAGGGAUGUUUUGUAACUAUCGUAUGCAAACUUGAACGAGCAUUUUUCUCUGUAUGUGCAAUACAAUAGACAUAGACCUCAUCAGUUUUGUGUCUGAUUCUGCUUUUGCUGAUUUCCAACAGCACCAGCCAUGAGUAUUGUCAAAGUACAGCUCUGCUACAAUCAGCUGCCUCUGUCGGUGGUCUUUGAAGUGUUUGUGUCGUCUCUGAAAUGUGUUCCUAGCUGUCGCCUUGACACUUUUCCCAGAGUAAAAUACCGAAACAUUAAAAUUGCCCGCACAGUGUCCAUUUGGCAUUCUGCACCGCUCAUCUUGGCCGUGAAGGUUAGUGUGUCGCCGGACUUGAGGGUGCUCUGCUGACCACUUUAUUGAUGGCGUCUCCUUUCACACCAUUCGUGCUGAAGCCAGCCACAAAUUGCUUGCUCUGUCUUCAGUUUGUCCUCUUUUUUAAUGUCUUUGAGACCGUUGUCCAAAUUUAAAGGGACCACAUGUUAUUACACUGUAAAGCGCUUUAAGGUGCCCUCAGAGAACUGCAAACAGGACCCCCUGAUACAGCGUAUGCAAACUACUGAAACCAGUCCCCUUCACGUUUAGCGGUUCAGUAUGGCAGUUAAAGGCAAAGUGGAAAUACCUGUGUGGUUGGACCCUUGAGGUGUACUGUGAAGCAUAGCCAGACUUUCUUUGUGUUAGCUGGCCUAAAAAAAAAAAAACACUAGACCUUCAGCCACAACAGCGGCUGGGGGUGCAUGCUCGCUAUAAAUGAUAUAAAAGGUGGACAUACCUUACAGGUCUGAAAACUGAAGCUAACACCAAAGUACCUUAAACCUGUAUUCUUUUUAAUGCCCACCGGGGGGCGAUACCUGUGGAUGCAAUAAGACUUGUGGUCUUAUAGAAUUCUAUGGGAAACCAGUCCUUGAACAGGUUAAAAGGGAGCUACUUUGUUAUCUCGUUAACACAUUAAUCUAUCACAGUUACUCUGGAAAUUCUCUUGUGUGUUACCAGUGCACAGGGCAAGUUAUUUCUACAGCCUUAAUUAAAGAUUGGGACAUAAUAAUCUUCCUGUCUUAAGAAGAACCCCUCAGGACUACAGUGCCUGUGAGACUCCCUCAACAUAUCUUAGCUCACAUCUGACUCGGCGUCCCGCAGAUCGGUCAGAUGCACUUUAAGGCAGGUUUGUGUUUUGCUUUGUUGCGCUUAUCAGUGAUUUUCAUUUAUCAGCUUGGCGAACUAACCCAGAGAAAAAUGUUACGGCUGGCAAUAGUUUUGUCUCGUUGGACAUGAAUUACUGAUAUCUGUUUUCCCCUAAACCCCCACUUAGGAGACAAAUUAUCCUCUCCACUUUGAAUAACAGGAAAAAAUACAAGAAGACCAGAUAAAAUUCAAAAUCUGAGGCAUGAGUUUAAGUGCCGAGUCAAGUAUGUCAGUCAAGUUGUGUUUUUGCUCUCGUAAUGCAAGAGCUGUUAAUUCAAGAUAAAUAUGACUAAAUACACCCAUAUUUAUCAUAUGAUAUGAUCAUAAAUUUGGAUUGAGCAGAGUCUGUCUGGUGAGCUGGAAGAAGGUCCAAAUCUGAUAUCAGUGUUAAAUGAAGCUCAUUGAUGUUAAAGAGAAACAGACAAGAGAGCUUAUUUUGAAUGUGCCUUUAAAAAAAAUAAAAAUAUCUGAAGACAGCCUCGGCGCAGGUAUUAUAUGUGUUUAAUUACCUCCCCCCAAAUUCUGUCCUGAACCGCUUCACCUCCUUAAGUUUGAGUUGAGUCCUCUGACUCAGCUUUUCAGUUAAAUCUAACCGUUUACAAGAAAUCAAGCGCUCAAAACUGUACAAGCCCAGCAGCUUUGAGAAGUGAGACGAGCAGCGCUUGAGUCACCUUUAUGAUAUUUUCAAUCAGCUGGAAGUGUUUUCAAAUGAAAAGGAAGACUUGAGAUCAGAGCCCUUAACCACACUUUGAGGUGUUUCUCAACCACAGACUGUAGAAAAAAACCCAAAAAACAUGGACAUAGCUUCUGGGUUUCAGCAGUGAAGCCAGUGUGGAAGUGCCUUAAAGCUGCACCCUCUCGUAUCGCCAGCAGGGGGCUACUCCUGUCAUUACUGUAGAAGUCUGACCCUGCUCCUCACAUAAUCUGAUCUCAGUAAACAUUUUCUACAUGAAUUUAUGGCCUCAGUCGCUUUUUUAAGUCUACAUGCAUACAGUCUGAUGUUCAGUUAAAUUAUAGUCCAUAUUAAGAGCCAUAAAGGUCUGUGUUAGGGCUACCUUCUGAUUGGCAAGAUGCUACCACAUGAGUGUGCAGUGUUCCUCUGUUUCGGAGUCAGAUCCACAUCUGACUCAUCACGUCUGGGGUGACGUCACUGCAGCUUUGUCCAGCUUUUAUAUACAGUCUGUGUUUGGCCUCUUUCAUUGUUCGCUGAGCACCCUCAACCUGUCAGACUUCAAUCAGGAGCAAUGCAAAUGGACACUGAUCGCACACACGGUCAACAUCCUGCCUACCGUCUCAAACUCAUUCAAAUAUACCUGCAGACAUGGAAGACUUGACUGAAAUAAAUGUGAUAUCACACACAUGUAUGUUCAUGGUACACAGAUGACUAAAUUUCAUAUUAAGCUGGUUAUAAAAGCCAUAACAAGCUGGCUAUAUUUAUUGAUUUUAUUUUUUUUUAUUUUUUAAAAUUUGAGAACACUUCAUACAUUAAUAUCACAGAAGUUAAAGCUUUCUAUUUGUUUUGGAACAAGAGCAGCCAUAUCUAAAGCACUCAAAGAAAAGAAAUCCUAAUGCAUAUUUUUUUAAGUUUAAGUCUGCACCACCCAAGUGUGUAGAAAAAGAUAAAUGACAUCCUUUAAUGGAUAUGUCUGGAAUGGCCUCUACAAAAUUA